Paramecium tetraurelia is the source of this 1422-nucleotide messenger RNA. RefSeq lists its product as uncharacterized. The record is from RefSeq and is a predicted model, not a curated record. The transcript is spliced from 5 exons. Gene Ontology annotation, molecular function: phosphoprotein phosphatase activity. NCBI's taxonomy places the organism in Eukaryota, Ciliophora, Oligohymenophorea, Peniculida, Parameciidae.
AUGAUAGCUUAAAAGAUAGAGGGACAUUUCUUGAGAACAGUCCAAGCAUAGAAUUAUUCACAAAAUAAUAUGAAAUUUAUUGAAUAAGUAUCAUCUCAACUUAUUUGCAUAUAGUCUGACACAUUUUGUUAAGUCAAUGAAGAGGCUUCUGAGUUAUGUUAAAUCAACAAAUAAACUAACAAUAGUAUGCUUAAGAAACAAGCUCAACAAAAUGGGACUUAAAUUUCAGGUCCCAAAGAGACCUAUCAAAGAGGACAUGAAGCUUAAAAUGAUUCAUAAACUGUUACACCAUUAGCCAUUCCAGAAGUUUAAGACCUUGAAGAAAUUCCAAGCCUUGAGGAUAAUCUCAUCCCAGUUUAAAAUACUAAAAAGUGUUGUCUUUCAAAUAAUUUCUUCAGUAAAUAGAGGGUGAUCAGAAGAAAACUCAUCCGCAAAAGAUUUAAGACUUCUAGAUAAUCAACUAUUGCGAUGGACAGUAAUAAUUCUUUGCCAACUGCUUUGGAUUUGCAAUUAGAAGGGCAAGGAGCAAAACAGAGUGGAACAAAUAAUAAAUAGUAGUAAGAUAAUCAAAAACAAAAUCAUGAAUCUAAAGGAGAAUCAAACGAUGUAGAAAUAAUGAAAUAUAUUCGAAUUGAAGAUUUUAAUUAACCAAAAAAUAGAAAUGUUUAUUAUACUGAUAAAUUAAUUAACUUAAUUAAAGGAGAGUAAGUCGAUACAUUUAUGGCAUAAAUGUACAUUAAUCAUUUUAUUCAAACCUAUGAAAUUCUCUAAAAAUCAAAAAUGUUAAAAUAAUCUGAAACUUAUUAAAUUUUACCUAAAAUCAAACCACAAACAACUCGCUAAAAAACUUUGGUUAUAGAUCUGGAUGAAACCUUAGUACAUUGCAAUGAAUCAUGUCUAAUGCCCAAAGAUCUAGAGAUAAAUAUUAAUUUAAACAAUGGAUUUAUUGUGAAAGUAAUUGUUCGACCCUACACCCAGCAAUUUCUAUAAAAUAUGUCCAAACACUUUGAAAUCAUGAUCUACACAGCUUCAAAUGAAGACUAUGCAAAUUAGAUAAUAGAUUAUUUGGAUCCAACCAAACAACUAGUGAAGUAUCGUCUCUAUAGAAAUGAUUGCAUAAAUCUUUCAAAAGGAUGCCAUGUCAAAGACUUAAGAUCCUUAAAUAGAAAUUUAGAAGAUAUAAUUUUGAUUGAUAACUCUGCUUAUUCAUUUGCUUAUUAAUUGAGCAAUGGAAUACCAAUCAUUCCAUAUCUAGAUAACAAAAAAGACAAUGAAUUAAUAGAAUUGGAAAGCUAUUUGAUGGAUUUACUAAAGGUUGAUGACAUAAGAAUAGAGAAUGAAAGGAGUUUCCAUUUUAAACAGAUGUAAAGUAGUAGCACAAUAUAACAAGCAGUUAAUCACUUGAUUUGUAAUAGAAGGUGA